This is a messenger RNA of Oikopleura dioica, 420 nucleotides long. The record is from the annotation of a GenBank genome assembly. Lineage: Eukaryota; Metazoa; Chordata; Appendicularia; Copelata; Oikopleuridae.
AUGACUACGUUAUCCUCACUUCUGAAAGAAAGGAUCACGGUUCAUCUUGAAAAGACAAUUGGAAAAGGACUUUUUGAUAAAGAACUUCCAGACUACGUGAUUCUACUCCUUACAAACGGCAAAGCCAAAAAGGAAAUAACAAAUGAACUAUCUGAGUUUAUUGCUGAAGCAACAAAGCUCGUGGAAUGGGUAUUCAACGAAAUUGAUGUUAUCAAAAAGGAAAAACUGAAAGAGUCCACUGAAAAGAGGAAGAAAAAAGAGGAGGAAAAACGUUUAAAGCGCGAACAAAAAAGGAAGAAGGGAACGUAUACGAUCCCACGAAAAGCCAAGAAGUCGCAGCUCAUCGUCUUCAAGCUCGUCUUCAUCAUCGACAUCAUCUUCAAGUUCUUCAUCGAGUUCGUCUCCUACAAGAAGACGUAA